AUGGACGCACUAAUCGCAGAAAUUAACCAGCGCGGAAAGGAGUACGAAGAUGGUUAUGUUGGUUCAGAUGAGGAAGAAGAGAUGCCGCAGGCGGAACGUGACCUUGCUGAAGAUGCUCAGUGGAAAAUCUUCCAAAAGAAUACUUUUACUCGCUGGGCUAAUGAGCAUCUGAAACAAGCAAAAAUCUCAGUGAAUGAUAUACAGACAGAUUUUUCCGAUGGCAUAAAACUUAUACGAUUGGUCGAAGUGUUGUCUGGCCGAAAAUUUGCCCACGUAAAUAAAAAACCUACUUUUCGUACUCAGAAACUGGAAAACGUGACGAUGGUGCUUAAAUUCCUUGAGGACGAUGAAGGCUUGAAGUUGGUCAAUAUUGACAGCACCGACAUCGUUGAUUGUCGAUUAAAGCUAAUUCUUGGACUCAUAUGGACACUCAUUUUGCACUACUCAAUAUCCAUGCCCAUGUGGGAAGGUGAAGAAGAACUGCCCCAGGAUCCCAAAGGCAAAGGCCCUUCGCCAAAACAGCGUAUACUUGCUUGGACAAACUCCAAAAUGCCUGACCGUCCAGUAAAAAAUUUGACAACAGAUUGGAAUGAUGGAACUGCGAUUGCUGCACUUAUCGAUGCAUGUGCUCCGGGCCUGUGUCCCGACUGGGAUACAUGGGGUUCAAGAAGUCCGUUGCAAAAUGCUACAGAAGCAAUGACUGCUGCACAAGACUGGCUCGAUGUGCCCAUGUUGAUCCGACCGGAAGAAAUGAUUGAUCCAAAAGUGGAUGAAAAGGCAAUGAUGACUUACCUUAGCCAAUUCCCUAAUGCUAAGCUGAAGGAAGGAGCUCCACUCCGCCCCAAAAUCAACCCAGCUCGUGUUCGUGCUUAUGGUCCAGGACUUGAAGAGAGAGGGAAUACAGUAAACUCAACAGCCAGGUUUACCGUUGAGACUUUUGCUGCUGGCCGCGCUAACCUCGAAGUCAUUGUCCUCACUACUGGAGGUUCAACGAUCCCCUGCGAAAUCGUCAAAAAUGAGGACAGGAACCUCACAUAUUCUUGCAGCUACGUACCAAAAUCAGAGGGUCAGUAUCGUGUCAUUAUCAAAUACGCCGGAAAGGAUGUUCCGAAUUCCCCGUUCCUAGUCAACGUUGAAGGAGCUCCAGGAGACCCCAAAAAAGUCAAAGUUUCUGGUCCUGGCAUCGAGUUGAAUGGUGGCAACUGUGUCGGUCGACGAACUUUCUUUAACGUUUUUACUCAAGAUGCCGGUGCUGGUCUUGUUGCCUGUGAGGUUGUUGAUUCCAAUGGCAGGAAGGACACAAUCAAGCCUCGCAUCACUCGUGCCGAUAGUGAUGGUCCUUUCCUCGUUGAGUACACACCAAAAAUUGAGGGCCCACACAAGGUCGAAGUCCUCUUUGCUGGGCAGACUAUUCCAAACUCGCCUUUCCCUGUUAACGUUGGCCCUCCAGCGGCUCUAGCGAAUCUCCAAGUUGCUGAGGCUCUAAAGAGUCAGCGCCCUGUCACGAAAGAGCCAAAGCCACCUGGUUCCGGGGCAACAUUGCCUUUCACCCCUGUGAACGCCCCAGGUCAACCUCCCGCACCACAGGCUGGUGCGGCCACCAUGCCUUUUAAUCCUGCAGAAGCAAAAGGUCCUGGUCAGGGUGUCAUCGAACCGAAGACCGCCCCACCCCAGAGCACCCCUUCAGGACAGCCUUUGGGACCCGCUGGUUCCGGGGCCAAAAUGCCAUUGGUGGCUCCUACCGCAACUCCAGCCUGCAAUCCCAGCCUCGUGUACGCAACCGGCCGUGGAGUGCGAGAAAAGGGCAUUCGGGUUUCAGACGUUGUCGAAUUCCAGAUCCACACAGAGCGCGCCGGCGGACCUGGAGAGUUGUUUGUUCAGUUGAAGCGUCCUGACGGUCAAGUAGAACCAGUCCAAGUGGUUAAGUCUUCUAAUCAUCUCUACAACUGUACGUACACGCCUCAGCGUCCUGGACAGUAUACACUUGUUGUUACUUACGCUGGUGAAAACAUCAAAAAUGCACCAUUUAAGAUCAUUGUGGGUCCUCACAAACAAUCAAAGAUACGCGCGUUUGGUCCAGGGCUGUCAAAGGGAGUCGUGAAAACGCCUAAUUUGUUCACUGUUGUUUCAAAUGACGAGGCCGGAGCUCUUGGUUUCUUGAUUGAGGGACCAAGUUCGGCCACAAUCAAUUGUGUAGACAAUGGCGAUACCUCCGCCGAAAUUUCUUACCAAGUUGCCCUUCCUGGUGAGUAUGCAAUCCACGUAACCUGCGACGACGAGGACAUCCAAGGAUCACCGUUCAUGGCAAUGAUCGAGGAACCCUCCGGUAUUGACGUUAAAAGAAUUGACGUUUUUGGAAAGGGUAUCAGUCGAACCCCUGGCGAUGUAAUAAAGGGUGUCCAAACAGAUUUUACGAUUGACCUUACGCAAGUGAUGUCGACGGUUUUGCAAGUCGCCAGCAAGAAAAAUAUUGCACCCAAGGACUUGCUCUUUGUUGAAUGUCGUGACUCGUUUUGCGAGAUCAUCCCACUUGAAGUUUCGGAAGUCUCAACCGGCAAAUUUAACUUCAAAUACACACCUAAGACCAUUGGCACCGUCACCAUCCAUAUGGCCAUUGAUGGCCAGUGUCUGCAGCAGUCUGGAACUCGGGUCCCUGUUGGCCUUGAUGCAAUCUACAGUGGAAUCAAACUUUUCGGACCUGGACUGGAAUCUGCGAAAGUCAAGACACCGACACACUUCACAAUGGAUCUCACUAGCCUACCACAAUCUUCUAGCCAAAAAAGUAUCAUUUCUGAAACUGUCUUCCACAUCACGGGAGAAGACGGGAAUGUUGUCGUUCCCAAAGUUAUUGAUAACCAAAACGGUACCUACCGAAUCGAAUACACAGCCCCUGAAAACUCAUCUGCACUUUGUAUCUCUGUACUUGUCGCCGGCAGCCAAAUCGCCCAGAGUCCCUAUGUGGUGCCUGUUAGUCCAGAGUUUGACAUUUCAAAACUAAAGGUCACUGGUCUGAACAACAAAGUUAAUGUCAACGUCCCACAGCAGUUCACGAUUGAUACGGGUGGUACACCUGUGUUGAACAAAAUCCCCACUGUGCUCAUCAAACCACGGGGUUCAUCAGGAACGAUUCCUUGCACUGUAAAGAAAGCCCCUCAUGGUUUCGACGUUAAUUACACCCUUACACAAGCUGGUGAAUAUACUGUUCAAAUCGUAUUCGACAAGUACCCUGCCGCCGGCCCCUUUAAAGUUGAAGCACUUCCGUCAUCUCAACAAGUUCCACUUAAUGCGAGCCAACCCGCUGCUGUUGAUGUGCCAGUUACAGUGCCUGGUAGACCAAUUGUUCCACUGAUUGCUGCCCAUAAUACUGCUCUGCUAAAGUCCGGGACCUUAAAGGAACCCACACCAUUGUACACGGGAACUCUUGCUCCACUUCAGUUGGUAUCGCCUCAAAUGUCCGCUCCAGUCAAGAGAACCGCUGAAACUUGUCCCUUACAAGCCCCAGUCCAGGCAAAAGUUGCAAAACCGGAAAACGCCGUGGAAAACAUUGUGCCACUGCAAACAAACGCUCCCCUCCAGACGCAACCAGGACAGCAGGCCUUUGGCCAAGCCAGAAAGCCAGAUGGAGAACUGCCCAGUGGCCAGAAAAUGGGACCGGCAUUUCAGUCACCCGGACCCAAUGCUCGUCCAGUGGGCCAGGCGUGUGGGUCUGAGCAAGUACCACGUGUAACUGCUCAGGAGGUAGGCAGGGUUCAAGCUAUGCAACCUAAACUUCAACAAGGACAGUAUCAGCCGGAUCCGCUUCUUGCUGGCCCGGGGCAGUAUGGGCAGCCACGGCCACCUAUUUUGCCUAGUGAAAAGGAAGAGGCCAUCCAAAACAGUAAGUGGCCACAGCCUAGUGCAGACGAACCGGCUGGUAAAGUCACGGCCUAUGGACCUGGACUAGAGAAAGCUAUGGCCACUGUGCCCGCUGAAUUUACAAUCGACAGCACCAAAUCAACACCCGGUCCGCUCAGUGUUACUAUCGAGGGCCCGCAACAACCUAAGGUGACUUGCACGGACAAGGGCAACAAGACUUGCGGGGUUACCUACACUCCUCCUGUCGCUGGAGUCUACACAAUAAACGUGCUCUUUGAUGGAAAGAAGCAUAUUUCGGGUAGUCCCUUUGUAGUUCAAGCCUACCCUGCUGGCAAAGCAGAUCUUAAUGUGGACAAGAUCAAGGCUUACGGACCUGGACUGCAGCCAAAGGGUGUCUUCAAGGACUGUCUGACGAAGUUUAUUGUCGACGCGCGGGAAAUCGACACUGUUGGACAGGAGCCGGUCAGCGCUAUUGUCAAGGCCCCUGACGGUAGGCGUUUUGCGUCAAACGUUGUGAACAACCACGACGGAACCUAUCUAGUGACUUACUCGACUAUAAUGGAAGGCCAACAUGCUAUUGAGGUUUCUUAUGGCGGUGUGCAAAUCCCAAGCAGUCCCUUUAUGGUGGAUGUGUCUUCUGGGUUUGAUGCUUCCCGGGUUCGAGCAUAUGGCCCUGGCCUCGAAGCCUCCGGUCCACACCUCAGGCCGAAUGUCAAGACUGAAUUCACCGUCGACAUGAAUGGCGCAGGAAAGGGCGGCCUCGGUCUGUCUAUCGAGGGUCCCGCUGAUGCAGCCAUCAACUGCAUUGACAACAAAGACGGCACCUGCACCGUGGAGUAUACACCUAGCAUGGCUGGCUCGCAUGACAUCCACCUCAAGUUCAACGACGUCGAAAUACCAAUGAGCCCAUUCCAUGUGAGAAUUCAGGGCGAUGCGGAUGUUAGCAAGGUGCGUUGCUUUGGACCUGGAUUGGAACCGAACAAGGUCCGCGCCUCCAUCCCUGCAACCUUCAUGGCGGACACAAGCCAGGCGGGCAAUGCUCCGAUUGAGGCAACAUUUACACCAGUCCCCGGAGCUGCACCAGUCCCUGCUUCUGUGGACGCAGUGCCAAAUCAGCCUGGUCUCUACGAAUGUACGUACGUCCCGCAGGCAGUUGGACCCUGCCAGGUGGAUGUCACCUGUGAGGGAAUGCCUGUUAUGGGAUCUCCCUUCAUCAUACCCGUUAGGCCAACAACCGAACCCGAAAAGGUGCGUAUCGGAGGCGCUGGCAUCCGUGGACCAGUGCAGGCCAGCAUGCCAUCUACAUUCACGGUUGAUGCUACCGACGCUGGCCAUGGUGAUUUGCAACUCGACGUUAUGGAUCCUGUCGGCCACAGUUUGCCAAUUAGCGUUAUCCCUAUAACGCCAGAGGAGCUCCAGCAAGCGAACACCGCUCCCUUCCAAAGGAAAUCAAUCCAGCCUACCGAGACACCGAACGACACAGGACUUUUGGCCUGCACUUACGAGCCCUUCAUUGUUGGUGAACACAAGAUACAUGUUAUGUACGCUGGCACUGAGAUCCCCGAAAGUCCAUUUGUCUUCGAAUCCGUACCUGUGGGCCGUGCAGAUCUGUGUGAGAUCACUAGUGAGGUGAAGCCGCGCAUCGCCGUUGGUGAUGAGACGUGCGUGACGGUGCAGAAGGGGAAGGCGGGUCCAGGCAACCUCAUGUGUCGUGCUACCCUCGUCGCGGGCGAGAAACGCAUCGAUUUGCCCGUCGAAGUUGAGGACAAUGGGGAUGGCACAACCACUGCCUACUUCACUCCCACGGAACCUGGAGAGGUUCAGGUCGAGCUGAGGUUCGGUGGCCAGCUUAUCCCCGACGGAAAAUUCACCCAGGAGGCAGCCGUUGUAGUAAGACCCUCAGGAGCCCAGGAUGCUGUGGAAACAAAGGAGAACAGCGAUGGCACAGUGACGGUUAAUUAUUGCCCGAAGGAACGUGGCAUGCAUGAGCUGCACGUGACUACUUCAACCGCUGGUUGCGACGUUCGAAUGCCACUAAAGGGCAGCCCAUUCAAGUUCUUUGUGGACAAUGCCGCCAGUGGCAAUGUGAUCGCCCAUGGACCUGGUCUGAGCCACGGCGUCACCGGACAGCCCGCUGAAUUCACUGUCGACAUGAAGGACGUCGGCGCUGGAGGUUUGUCAAUUUCGGUGGAGGGACCCUCAAAAGUUGAGCUGUCGUGCACUGACAACGGCGAUGGGACCUGCCGCGUCACCUACUAUCCAAUGGCUCCUGGCGAGUACACAAUCAAUCUGAAGUUCAUGGACAAGCCCAUCUCUGGAUCUCCUUUCAUUGCAAAGAUAACUGGCGAACCAAAGAAAAGAACUCAAAUGAAUAUGAGCUCCAUGAGCUGUGUCUCGUUUGACUCGGUGGCCGAGGAUAUUUCUCUUCUAACCGCCACUGUGACGAGUCCCUCUGGCCACGAAGAACCAUGUGUACUUAAAAAACUUCCAAAUAAUCGAAUGGGUAUUUCUUUCACUCCCAAAGAAAACGGUGAACACCUUGUGAACAUAUUCAAGGCAGGAAAACACAUUCCCAAGAGUCCUUUCCGCAUCAAUAUUUCCACUGAAGAUGUUGGCGAUCCCACCCGGGUGCGAGUCAUUUGGCCCGAGGGUGUCCAGCCGAUGGCGAACCAACGCAACGAAUUCCUCGUCGACAGUAAAACCGCUGGUUAUGCAACCCUGAGCUUGUCGAUAGAAGGCCCAAGCAAGGCGGAGAUUGAGUGCACAGACAACAGCGACGGCACCUGCACCGUGAGCUACUGCCCCACUGAGCCAGGAACUUACCUCGUGAACGUGAAGUACGCCGAUCAGCAUGUGCCCGGCAGUCCCUUCACUAUUAAUGUCGGUGGAGAGGCCUCGCAGAGGAUGGUUCAACGCAUCGUCCGUAGCCGACAGUCUAUCGAGGCGACUCAAGUUGGAAGCAAAUGCGAUUUCACCAUGAAAAUUCCAGGCAUGGUUCCCAUUCUUGCCUUCACAAUGAGUGACAUACGAGGGAUUACAGGAGAGGUUCAUUCGCCGUCUGGAAAACGUAUUCCGUGCGAAAUCGUGCCGAUUGAUGACGAAAAGUUCACUGUUCGCUUUGUCCCCCAGGAGACAGGCAGUCACAGCGUCAGUAUUUUUAACCGUGGCGUCCACGUUCCAGGAAGCCCAUUCCAAUUCACGGUUGGUCAGCCUGCAGAAGGCGGGCCGGACAAGGUUCGCGUUUCGGGCCGAGGUCUGGAAUCUGGCGAGGUGAACAAGUUGAACGAAUUUUCAAUCUACACACGCGAAGCAGGCGCUGGUGGCCUUUCAAUUGCUAUCGAAGGCCCAAGCAAGGCAGAAAUUUCUUUCAAGGACCAACAAGAUGGCUCCUGUACGGUCUUCUACAAAGUGCGCCGUCCAGGAGAGUAUAUUUGCUCCAUUAAAUUCAAAGACGAACACGUGCCAUUCUCGCCUUUCCACAUUUACAUUUCCGACCCCAAAGAGGGCGGGCGAAGUGAAGCCUAUGAAAUACCCAUCCAGUUCACAGCCACUGAUGCCCUCCGCUCUGAACGUGACUCGGUCCAGGUCCUCGGCCCCGUAUCCUUUACUGUGCACUGUCUGGAUACCGACCACGUUCUCCUGGCUACCGUGGAAUCGCCAUCGAAAACUGUUGAGGAGGCGACAGUGUGCAAGUUGGAUGGGGACCAGCAUGUUGUCCGAUUCAUCCCUCGGGAAAGUGGCACCCACUUUGUCCGCGUUUUCCUCAUUCCCCAGUCAGAAAUCCAUCUCGGUGUACGCUCUCCUAACGCGAGGGAGAUUGAUGGUUCACCCUUCCCUGUUGUAGUUGGAGACAACAUGGCUGACCCCGGCACUGUCUAUGCCACUGGUGAUGGUCUUGUCCACGGUUGUGUUGGAAUGAAAAAUAAAUUUUUCGUAAAUACUGCAAACGCUGGAGAAGGUCUUUUGAGUGUCGUUGUUGAUGGACCCUCAAAGGUGAAAGUCAUUUGCGAGGAACGCCACGAUGGUUACGAAUUUUCAUACAUCCCUACGGCACCCGGUGAUUACAAGAUUAACAUUAAGUAUGGUGGCAAUUUCGACAUCUUCGGUUCACCGUUCCUCGCGAAAAUCACAGGAGCGCCAAUGGGUGACCAAAAACAGGAAGACGUCGAGCCUACAACGGUUGUGUUUAACACGGCGACCAAAACAAUGACCAGUUGUACGUAUGAAGCAACCGACACAAUUUCCAAGGGAAUCGCACAAAACGUGACAUGCUCUGGUCUUGGUCUCAAGCGCGGUUUCGUCGGAAAGACUAACCAGUUCUUCAUCGAUGCAAGCAAAGCUGGCAACUCAAUGCUCUUAGCGGGCAUGACAGGUCCGACCCGCCCUUGCGAACGCCUCGAAAUCGUGCACACCGGUGGCAACCGGUAUUGCGUGAGCUAUCACGUGGAGGACGUUGGCAAAUACUGGCUUUCCAUUAUGUGGGGUGACCAGCACAUCCCCGGAAGUCCUUUCCAAGUUGAAGUCACGCAGUAA
This is a messenger RNA of Mesocestoides corti, 8388 nucleotides long. The record is from the annotation of a GenBank genome assembly. NCBI's taxonomy places the organism in Eukaryota, Metazoa, Platyhelminthes, Cestoda, Cyclophyllidea, Mesocestoididae.